GCGGCGGCGAACAUGUUCUCAGUGCGGAUAGUGACUGCCGACUAUUACAUGGCCAGCCCGCUGCAGGGGCUGGAUAUCUGCCAAUCCCCCGUCACCCAGGCCCCUGUCAAGAAGGUGCCGGUGGUGCGAGUCUUCGGAGCGACCCCGGCAGGUCAGAAGACGUGUCUUCAUCUACAUGGCAUCUUUCCUUACCUCUAUGUGCCAUAUGAUGGUUAUGGACAGCAGCCAGAAAGCUAUCUUUCUCAGAUGGCGUUCAGUAUCGACAGAGCACUUAAUGUGGCUUUAGGCAAUCCAUCUUCCACUGCUCAGCACGUGUUCAAAGUGUCAUUAGUUUCAGGAAUGCCUUUUUAUGGUUAUCAUGAGAAGGAGAGACACUUUAUGAAGAUCUAUCUUUACAAUCCUGCAAUGGUGAAAAGGAUAUGUGAACUUUUGCAAAGUGGAGCCAUAAUGAAUAGAUAUUACCAGCCUCAUGAAGCGCAUAUUCCCUACCUCCUACAGCUCUUCAUUGACUACAAUCUGUAUGGAAUGAAUUUAAUUAAUCUGGCUGCUGUCAAGUUCCGAAAAGCAAGAAGGAAAAGUAAUCCAUUGCAUCCAACUGGAUCUUGCAAGGAUCGGCUACCAGGAAAUUCUCUUACUGGUACUUUAUUUCGGUGGGAAGAAAAUGAAAUACCAAGCUCAUUAAUACUGGAAGGUGUUGAACCUCAGAGUACAUGUGAAUUAGAAGUGGAUGCUGUAGCUGCUGAUAUCUUAAAUCGGCUGGACAUUGAAGCUCAAAUUGGUGGAAACCCUGGUCUACAGGCCAUCUGGGAAGAUGAAAAGCAACGGCGAAGAAACAGAAAUGAAACUUCUCAAAUUAGCCAACCCGAAUCACAAGAUCGCAGGUUUGUGCCAGCAACAGAAAAUGAAAAAAAAUUUCAGAAGAGACUUCAGGAAAUUCUCAAACAGAAUGAUUUCUCUGUAACAUUAUCAGGAUCUGUGGACUACAGUGACGGAUCCCAGGAGUUCUCUGCUGAGCUAACAUUGCACCCUGAGGUUCUGUCUCCUGAAAUUCUGCAGUGUACGCCAGCUAAUAUGGUAGAAGUCCAUAAAGACACAGAGUUGAGCAAAGGUCACACUAGACACAAAGUGGAAGAAGCUCUUAUUAAUGAAGAAGCAAUUUUGAACCUUAUGGAAAAUAGUCAGACUUUUCAGCCUUUGGCUCAAAGACUGAGUGAGUCACCAGUUUUCUUGGACAGUAGUCCUGAUGAGGCUCUGGUACGUCUUCUUGCUGGUUUGGAAAAUGAUGGAUAUCAGGGAGAAAGAAAUAGGAUGCCGUCACAAUGUCACUCCUUUGGAAACACUAAAAAUCUCCAAAAUAGUGAUGAUGAAGAAAAUGAACCACAGAUUGAAAAAGAAGAAAUGGAGCUUAGUCUGGUGAUGUCUCAGAGAUGGGACAGCAAUAUUGAAGAACAUUGUGCCAAAAAGAGAUCACCGUGCAGAAAUACCCAUAGAAGUUCAACCGAAGAAGAUGAUUCAUCUUCAGAUGAAGAAAUGGAAUGGAGUAAUAACAAUUUGCUUCUAGGCAAUCUUUCUAUACCUCAGUUAGAUGGAACUGCAGAUGAAAAUAGUGACAAUCCAUUGAACAACGAAAAUUCUAGAACCCACUCUUCUGUGAUUGCAACAAGCAAGCUAUCAGUAAAACCUUCCAUCUUUCAUAAAGAUGCUGCUACUUUAGAACCCCCAUCUUCUGCUAAGAUUACCUUUCAGUGUAAACACACAAGUGCCCUUUCUUCCCAUGUUCUGAACAAGGAAGAUUUAAUUGAAGACCUUUCACAGCCAAACAACACAGAAGAAGAUCUAGAUCGUUCAGUUGCUUCUUUUACAAAUGAAAGCACUUACUCUAUGAAAUACCCUGGAUCUCUAAGCAGUACUGUCCACUCAGAAAACUCUCAUAAAGAAAGUAGUAAGAAAGAUAUCGUUCAGGUAUCUUCCUGUGAAAGUAGUAUUUUUGAUUAUGAAGAAGAGAUUCCAUCUGUUACAAGACAAGUACCAAGUAGAAAGUAUACAAACAUUAGAAAAAUUGAUAAGGAUGCCCCUUUUAUACAUAUGAACCGUCACACUUGCGAAAGUACAUUGGGCAAAAAUUCUUUCAACUUUUCUGACUUAAGUCAUUCAAAAAAUAAAUUAUCAUCUGAAGGAAAUGAAAAAGGAAACAGCACAGCUCUGAAUAGUUUAUUCCCUUCAUCGUUAACUGAAAAUUGUGAAUUGCUGUCAUGUUCAGGGGAGAACAGAACUAUGGUGCAGUCUCUUGAUAGCAUUGCUGAUGAAAGUGGACUGAAUAAACUUAAAAUUAGAUAUGAAGAAUUUCAAGAACAUAAAACAGAAAAGCCAAGCCUCAGCCAGCAAGCAGCACAUUACAUGUUUUUUCCCAGUGUUGUUCUUUCUAAUUGUCUCAGUAGACCACAGAAACUCGCUCCUGUCACAUAUAAACUACAACCUGGCAAUAAACAGUCCCGGUUAAAAAUGAGUAAAAAGAAACUUGUAGGUCAUCAAGAAACUUCUAGCAAAACUAGUGAGACUGGAUCCACAAAAGAUAAUUGUAUGCAAAAUAAUACUUGUAAUAGUAAUUCUGAGAAGGAUAAUGUAUUGGCCAGUGAUUUAAUUAAAGUCACCCGUGGAGCUUUUGAAAAUAAAACACCUACAGACAGUUUUGUAGACUGUCACUUUGGAGAUGGAAGCUUAGAAACUGAGCAGUCCUUUGGAUUGUAUGGAAAUAAAUACACACUUAGAGCCAAACGCAAGGUAAAUUAUGAGACUGAAGAUAGUGAGUCAAGUUUUGUAACACACAACUCAAAAGUUAGCCUACCUCAUCCCAUGGAAAUUGGCGAAAGUUUAGAUGGAACUCUCAAAUCUCGAAAACGAAGAAAAAUGUCUAAAAAGCUGCCUCCUGUCAUCAUAAAGUAUAUUAUUAUUAAUAGAUUUAGAGGGAGAAAAAAUAUGCUUGUGAAGCUAGGGAAAAUAGACUCUAAAGAAAAACAAGUAAUAUUAACAGAGGAAAAAAUGGAACUUUAUAAAAAGCUUGCACCUUUGAAGGAUUUUUGGCCAAAAGUUCCUGACUCCCCUGCAACCAAAUAUCCCAUUUAUCCACUAACACCAAAGAAAAGUCACAGAAGAAAAUCAAAACAUAAGUCUACUAAGAAAAAACCUGGUAAGCAACAAAGGACAAAUAGUGAAAAUGUUAAAAGAACUUUGUCUUUCAGGAAAAGACGGUCACAUGCUAUUCUUUCUCCUCCCUCACCAUCUUAUAAUGCUGAAACCGAAGACUGUGACUUGAAUUAUAGUGAUGUUAUGUCUAAAUUAGGUUUUCUUUCUGAGAGAAGCACAAGUCCCAUAAAUUCUUCUCCACCUCGCUGCUGGUCUCCCACAGAUCCAAGAGCUGAAGAAAUUAUGGCUGCUGCAGAUAAGGAAGCAAUGCUUCUUAAGGGUCUUAACGCAUAUAAUAGCAAGACUGUUAAUUCCCGUAUGGAAAAAAAUAGUCGAGCAAGAACACAGGUUAAGAAAUCAAAAACAAAGCUUGUUAAUCCUUCUGUAGUUACUAAGAAAAGGAACAAACGAAAUCAGACAAGUAAACUAGUAGGUGAUGGAAAAAAGAAACCAAGAGCAAAACAGAAACAAAAAACAAAUGAGAAAGGUACGUCAAGAAAGCACAUAACACUUAAAGAUGAAAAAAGAAAAUCCCAGUCUGGUGCUGAAGUUAAGUUUGUGCUGAAACAUCAGAAUGUGUCUGAGACCUCAAAUAGUUCUGGAGGCUCUCAACUACUUUUUAAACAGAAAGAUGUGUCCCUAAUGGGCUCUGCUAUAGAUCAUCCCCUUUCUGCUCCCCUACCCACUGGAAUUCGAGCACAACAGAAUUUAUCUGGCUGCUUUUCUUCUUUCUUAGAAAGCAAGAAGCCUGUGGAUUUGCAAACAUUCCCCAGUUCACGAGAUGAUUUGCAUUCAUCAGUUGUUUGUAGUUCUAUGGGACCUGGAAUCUCAAAAAUUAAUGUUCAAAGGUCUCAUAAUCAAAGUGCUAUGUUUACUCUAAAGGAAUCAACCUUGAUUCAAAAAAACAUAUUUGACCUUUCCAACCAUUUGUCUCAGGUAGCACAGAAUACACAGAUAUCUUCGGGUAUAAUGUCUCCAAAGACAGAAGAGAAUGCAAAUACACAAAAAAACUGUUUGUCAUCUAUCGGAAAGUUAAAUGACUAUCAUAAUUCCCUAGAGUCAAAGCCAGAUCAGACGUAUGCCCCAAAUUUUUCACAGUGCAAAGACAGUCAGCAGCAGAUUGUGUGCAUGGCAGAACAGUCAAAGCACAGUGAAACUUGUUCUCCAGGAAAUGCAGCUUCAGAGGAAAGCCAAAUGCCUAAUAAUUGCUUUGUAACUUCCUUAAAAAGUCCAAUCAAACAAAUAGCAUGGGAGCAAAAACAAAGGGGCUUUAUUUUAGGUGUGUCAAAUUUUAAACCUGAAAGGGUAAAACAAAGGUCAUUGUCAGAAGCAAUUUCACAAACCAAAGCACUUUCUCAGUGUAAAAAUCGAAAUGUGUCAACACCUUCAGCGUUUGGUGAAGGACAGUCUGGGCUGGCAGUUCUAAAAGAACUGUUACAGAAAAGACAGCAGAAAGCACAAAAUGCAAAUACUAUGCAAGACCCAUUAUCUACUAAACAUCAACCAAACAAAAAUAUUUCUGGUUCCCUUGAGCAUAACAAAACAAUUAAACGAACACGAUCGGUAACAUCUCAAAGAAAACCUCGAACUCCCAGAAGUACAAAACCUAAAGAAAAAGUUCCCAAACUUCUUAAAGUAGACUCUCUUAAUUUACAAAACUCUGGCCAGUUGGACAACUCCCUAUCAGAUGAUAGUCCCAUCUUUUUUUCAGAUCCAGGUUUUGAAAGUUGUUACUCACUUGAAGAUAGUUUGUCUCCUGAACAUAAUUAUAAUUUUGAUAUUAAUACAAUAGGUCAAACUGGAUUUUGUAGCUUUUAUUCUGGAAGUCAGUUUGUCCCAGCUGAUCUGAAUUUGCCUCAGAAGUUCCUAAGUGAUGCCGUUCAGGAUCUUUUCCCAGGACAAACUAUAGAAAAAACUGAGUUUUUGAGUCAUGAUAACCAGAAGUGUGAUGAAGACAAACACCAUGCCUCAGACUCAACCUCAUGGAUUAGGUCCAGUACUCUAAGCCCUGAACUGUUUGAGAAAUCCUCCAUAGAUAGCAAUGAGAAUCAUUGCCACAACCAGUGGAAAAGUAGCUUUCGUCCUCUAACAACUCGGUCUAAUUCCAUCAUGGAUUCUUUCUGUGUCCAGCAGGCAGAGGACUGUCUAAAUGAAAAAUCCAGAUUGAAUAGGAGUUCAGUAAGCAAAGAAGUGUUUCUUAGCCUUUCUCAGCCUUGCAAUUCAGACUGGAUUCAAGGUCAUACCAGAAAAGAAAUAGGACAGGCUCUUGACUCAGUCAAUACCUCUUUUACCACAAUACUAUCCUCACCUGAUGGUGAACUUGUGGAUGUAGCUUCUGAAGAUUUAGAAUUAUAUGUUUCAAGAAACAAUGACAUACUGACACCAACUCCUGAUAGUUCACCAAGGUCUACCAGCUCUCCUUCACAAUCUAAAAAUGGCACUUUCACCCCUCGAACUGCUCACAUUCUGAAACCACUUAUGUCCCCACCAAGUAGGGAAGAAAUUAUGGCAACAUUGUUGGAUCAUGACCUUUCGGAAACUGUUUACCAGGAACCUUUUUGCAGUAAUCCUUCUGAUGUACCAGAAAAGCCCAGGGAGAUCGGCGGACGGCUUCUCAUGGUAGAAACUCGACUUCCAAAUGAUCUGGCUGAGUUUGAGGGAGACUUUUCCUUGGAAGGCCUUCGUCUAUGGAAAACAGCAUUCUCAGCAAUGACUCAGAAUCCAAGACCAGGGUCACCCCUUCGCAAUGCCCAAGCAAUUGUCAAUAAAGGGUCAAGUAAUAGCCAUAAAAUGGUUGAAGAUAAAAAAAUUGUGAUUAUGCCUUGCAAAUGUGCCCCAAGUCGACAACUGGUUCAAUCAUGGCUUCAAGCCAAAGAAGAAUACGAACGUUCCAAGAAACUGUCUAAAAUUGAGCCAACUGGAGUUAUAAAAUCUGCUGAGAACUUCAGCUCUUCAGUUAACCCAGAUGACAAACCUGUAGUGCCUCCAAAAAUGGAUACAAUUCCACAUAUACCCCCUACUACAUCACAUACCAAGGAAGAUGUUGAUAAUUCUCAGCUUGCUUUACAAGCGCCAACCACAGGAUGCAGUCAAACUGCAAGUGAAAGUCAGACACUGCCACCAGUUGCUGCUUCAAAUGAUCCUGAGGAAGAUGAUGAUGACUGUUAUGUUAGUUAUAGCUCCCCUGAUUCUCCCCUAAUUCCCCCUUGGCAACAAGCAAUAUCCCCAGAUUUCAAAACCUUAAAUGGAGACGGCAGAUCCUCAUCGCCAGUAGAGGAGCUACGUUCCUUGGCUCUUGAGAACUUGUUAAAGCCGGUGAAAGGUGAUGUACAGAAAAGCCCCUGCAGUGAGCCUCGGGAGCCUCUAGUGAUAUCUCCAAUUAACGUUAGGACGAGAACUGGGAUGUGUGAAUCACUUUGCCUUCACAGUACACCAAUCAUACAGAGAAAACUUCUGGAAAAGCUUCCUGAAGCAACUGGCCUUAGCCCUUUAUCAUCAGAACCAAAAACGCGGAAAUUGAGUCAUAAGAAAGGAAGUAAUACUGCCACUCUUAGAAGAGUACUCUUAACACAAGCAAAGAAUCAGUUUACAUCAGUAAAUACCCCAAAGAAAGAAACUUCUCAGAUUGAUGGACCAUCUUUAAACAAUACUUAUGGUUUCAAAGUCAGCGUCCAAAACUUACAGGAGGCAAAAGCUUUGCAUGAGAUACAAAAUCUUACCCUAAUCAGUGUGGAGUUACAUGCUCGAACUAGGCGAGAUUUAGAACCAGAUCCGGAGUUUGACCCAAUCUGUGCUCUGUUCUACUGCAUCUCAUCUGACACUCCACUACCGGAUACAGACAAAACAGAACUCACGGGUGUAAUAGUGAUCGAUAAAGACAAGACAGUCUCCAGUCAAGAUAUCAGAUAUCAGACCCCAUUACUUAUUAGAUCUGGAAUUACAGGACUAGAAGUUACCUAUGCUGCUGAUGAGAAGGCACUUUUUCAAGAAAUUGCAGCUAUAAUAAAGAGAUAUGAUCCUGAUAUUCUGCUAGGGUACGAGAUUCAGAUGCAUUCCUGGGGUUACCUCUUACAGAGGGCUGCUGCCUUAAGUGUGAACUUAUGUCAGAUGAUCUCUCGGGUGCCAGAUGACAAAAUUGAGAACAGAUUUGCAGCUGAAAGAGAUGAGUAUGGAUCAGAUACAAUGAGUGAGAUAAAUAUUGUUGGCCGAAUUACGCUGAAUCUUUGGAGAAUCAUGAAAAAUGAGGUGGCUCUAACUAACUACACCUUUGAAAAUGUGAGCUUUCACGUUCUUCAUCAGCGUUUUCCCCUCUUUACCUUCCGAGUCUUAUCAGAUUGGUUUGAUAACAAGACAGAUCUAUACAGAUGGAAAAUGGUUGAUCAUUACAUUAGCCGUGUCCGUGGAAAUCUCCAAAUGUUAGAACAGCUGGACGUGAUUGGGAAAACCAGUGAAAUGGCUAGACUUUUUGGCAUUCAGUUUUUACAUGUAUUGACAAGGGGCUCACAGUACCGUGUGGAAUCAAUGAUGUUGCGUAUUGCUAAACCAAUGAACUAUAUUCCUGUGACACCUAGUGUACAACAAAGAUCCCAGAUGAGAGCCCCACAGUGUAUUCCCCUAAUUAUGGAGCCUGAAUCUCGCUUCUAUAGCAACUCUGUUCUUGUUUUGGAUUUCCAGUCACUGUAUCCUUCUAUUGUGAUUGCAUACAACUACUGUUUUUCCACCUGCCUUGGCCAUGUGGAGAACUUGGGCAAGUAUGAUGAGUUCAAAUUUGGCUGUACCUCUCUAAGAGUACCUCCAGAUUUACUUUACCAAAUUAGGCAUGAUAUCACAGUGUCCCCCAAUGGAAUAGCUUUUGUCAAGCCUUCAGUAAGAAAGGGUGUGCUACCAAGAAUGCUUGAAGAAAUUUUGAAGACCAGAUUCAUGGUGAAGCAGUCGAUGAAGGCUUAUAAGCAAGACAGAGCCCUUUCACGAAUGCUCGAUGCACGUCAGCUAGGACUUAAGCUUAUAGCAAAUUGCACACUCGGCUAUACAGCUGCUAAUUUCUCUGGGAGAAUGCCAUGCAUUGAGGUUGGGGAUAGUAUUGUUCACAAAGCCAGAGAGACCUUGGAACAAGCUAUUAAACUGGUGAAUGAUACCAAGAAGUGGGGUGCUAGAGUUGUAUACGGUGAUACUGACAGUAUGUUUGUACUACUGAAAGGAGCCACUAAGGAGCAGUCUUUUAAGAUUGGUCAGGAAAUUGCUGAAGCGGUAACUGCUACCAACCCUAAACCAGUGAAAUUGAAGUUUGAAAAGGUAUAUUUGCCCUGUGUCUUACAAACAAAAAAGAGGUAUGUGGGUUACAUGUAUGAAACACUGGAUCAAAAGGACCCAGUAUUUGAUGCAAAAGGAAUAGAAACAGUCAGAAGAGAUUCCUGCCCUGCUGUUUCUAAGAUACUUGAGCGUUCUCUAAAGCUGCUAUUUGAAACAAGAGAUAUAAGUUUAAUUAAACAGUAUGUUCAACGACAAUGUAUGAAGCUUCUGGAAGGAAAGGCCAGCAUACAAGAUUUUAUCUUUGCCAAGGAAUACAGAGGAAGUUUCUCUUAUAAACCUGGAGUUUGUGUGCCAUCCCUUGAACUUACAAGGAAAAUGGUUGCUUAUGACCGGCGCUCUGAGCCUCGAGUUGGGGAGCGAGUGCCAUACGUCAUCAUUUAUGGGACCCCUGGAGUACCACUUAUCCAGCUGGUAAGGCGUCCUGUGGAAGUCCUGCAGGACCCAACCCUGAGACUGAAUGCCACCUACUAUAUCACCAAGCAAAUCCUUCCACCCCUGGCAAGAAUCUUCUCACUUAUUGGAAUUGAUGUUUUCAACUGGUAUCAUGAAUUACCAAGGAUCCAGAAAGCCACUAGCUCCUCUCGAAGUGAACCUGGAGGGCGGAAAAGCACUAUUUCACAAUAUUUCACUACCUUACGCUGUCCUGUGUGUGAUGACCUGACUCAGCACGGCAUCUGUAAUAAAUGUCGGAGCCAACCUCAGCAUGUUGCAGUGAUCCUCAACCAAGAGAUUCGAGAGCUGGAACGUAAACAGGAGCAGCUUGUAAAGAUAUGCAAGAACUGUACAGGUUGCUUUGAUCGACAUAUCCCAUGUGUUUCUCUGAACUGCCCAGUACUUUUCAAACUCUCCCAAGUAAACAGAGAAUUAUCCAAGGCACCGUAUCUCCGGCAGUUACUAGACCAGUUUUAAAUUGUCAAUAUCACAAAAUCCCAGGUGCUAUUUUUUUCGGUGUUUACCACUAGACUGUUGUGCAUGGUGCUUUUUCAACUUUCAUUGAGUCAAGUAUGUCAUUGUCUGUUAUCUGAAGACUAUGAAGACUUCUAUGCUAACUGAAUUAAAAACUGUACUAGUUGAUCUCUGAAUAGCUCACUUCUUACAAUGUACAAAGUCUUCAUCCUUUCACCUUUUUAACAUUGUUUUAUAAUGCAGGUGUUGAAUUUGCUCCAGUAUGUGUAACAUCUUGUAAAUCCAUUUGAGUAGAUCAUAUUUACUUCCCUGUGGAAGGAGCACUGAAAACCUCUUAAAAAAAAAAAAUUCGUGUGUUUCCUUGAACUGUCUGUAUCAAGACGUGUUACUUAGAGAUAACCCAUUCACUUCAUAAUUUUGACUGCGAAAUAUUUUGUAAAUACACUUUUUUACUUUUCAAACAACUGAGUAAAAUAAUGUGCAAUGAAUUUUAUACAAAUGAUUUUCAAGUUGUUUGGUAUAUUUCCUCUAGGUUUUGCUUGACUCAGAGUAGAGUUGUUAUUUUGAUCAAACUGUGCAAACAAUAGUACCAUGUGUAGCAUUUUGAAACAUUAUUUUCUAAAACCGCUGUCUUGCUUUAGCUAUUAAUGGGGCAUUGUGAGGAACUGUGCAAAGACAUUUUUGUUACAAACCUGUGGGCCUGUUGCAAUACUUUAAAAAUAAAAAAAUUUAUUCCAUUUUUGCUUGUUUUGUAUAGACAUUUCUAUUGCUUCUAAAUAUGCUUAAAAUAUUUUCUUUCCUUAUGUACUGUACAGUUAAUCUUAUUUGCCAUCAUCUUGAACACAAAAUGUGUAUUUAGAAUAUUUGUAUAACUGUAUAAAAUGAAAAAGGAAUUAUGUGGUCAGUGCAUUGUUUUCUAAACUGGAAAUCAUUUUGUUUUAAAAGUUAAUAAUGGAAACCAUAUUAAAAUUGAAUAAAAUAUGAAAUACA
Molecule: messenger RNA, 10389 nt
Organism: Equus quagga
Lineage: Eukaryota; Metazoa; Chordata; Mammalia; Perissodactyla; Equidae
Gene: REV3L
Product: REV3 like, DNA directed polymerase zeta catalytic subunit
Exons: 32
Coding region: 13-9402 (3129 amino acids)
Biological process (GO): double-strand break repair via homologous recombination; error-prone translesion synthesis
Cellular component (GO): nucleus; zeta DNA polymerase complex
Molecular function (GO): DNA binding; nucleotide binding; DNA-directed DNA polymerase activity
Source: RefSeq, a predicted model, not a curated record